UCCGCCUGCGCGCCGCGUCCCGGAAGGCGGCCACGUCUACCGGAAGAUGGGGGUGCGCCACCGACACCGGCCCGGGGCGUCGCAGUGACCGUCGUUGUCCGGUGCCCCCUCGCAGUAUCCCUCGGGCCGGGGGGUUCCCGCUGGGAGGAGCAUAUGGUCGUGAAAUUUUAAUUUUAGAGAGUUUAUCAACAGACAUCCAUCAUGUCUUGGCUUGCUGAUCUUGCUGGAAAGGCAGAAGAUCUACUCAACAGAGUCGACCAAGGAGCUGCAUCAGCUCUGAGCAAAAAAGACACAUCAAACAGUGCCAUUUAUGAUAAUAAGAAUUUGGACACUUCCAGUGAAUACUCUGAAUUGCACCAGCAUACUGGAGAACUGAAACAUCAGAUACCAUCCAAAGCAUCCUUCAUCUCAUCAGCAGCUGAUAACAUUAAGCAUCAAAAGGUCACAAUCCUAGGCAGAACAGCAAAUGUGAAACCAGCACGCAGGACAUCUUCGGAAGUUGCAUCUCCGGUAGAAAGUGUUUCCACACCCAGAGCUGCCUCACAUUUUGUGAGAAGAAAAAAGUCAGAACCUGAUGAUGAGUUGCUAUUUGAUUUUCUUAACAGUUCAGAGAAAGAGCCUAACGGAAGGAUGGAUUCUAAAAAAGACAAGAGCAAGGCACCUGUCGUUCAAAAUAACUCUCGGACUUCGAUCGUCAGUUCUGUGUCUACCAGUACACAGAGUGCAAAAACUACUGAAGAUAAUUCUAUUAGGAGCCAAGGCAAUGAAACCCCGGACAGUUCAGAUUCUGGACUGGGAGCACAAGCGGAUGGCAUGAAGGAUUCAUCACUAAGUGCAGUAACUAAUCCUAGCCUUUCAGCUAAUGAUGAUUUGAAAUCGCAUGAGCUAUCCAAUCUUCGCCUGGAGAAUCAGCUGCUGCGGAACGAAGUUCAGUCUUUAAAUCAAGAAAUGGCUUCGUUAAUUCAGAGAUCUAAAGAAACACAAGAAGAACUGAACAAAUCCCGGGAAAGGGUCGAGAAGUGGAAUGUUGACCAUUCAAAGAGUGACAGGAUGGUUAGAGAACUUCAGGCUCGAGUUGAUGAUCUGACAGAAGCUGUUGGUGCUAAGGAUUCACAGCUGGCUGUGCUGAAAGUACGGUUGCAAGAAGCUGAUCAGUUGUUAAGCACUCGAACGGAGGCUUUGGAAGCAUUGCAGAGUGAAAAAUCACGGAUAAUACAAGACCACAGUGAAGGGAGCAGUUUGCAAAAUCAAGCCCUUCAAACUCUUCAAGAGAGGCUGCGUGAUGCAGACUCCGCACUCAAGCGAGAGCAAGAAAGUUACAAACAAAUGCAGAAUGAGUUUGCGGCUCGUCUAAGUAAAAUGGAAGCAGAACGUCAAAACUUGGCAGAAGGGAUCACUGUAGCAGAAAGGAAGUAUUUAGAUGAAAAGAGGCGAGCUGAUGAGCUUCAGCAGCAAGUCAAAGUAACUAAAAACCACCUAGAGUCUGCGAAACAGGAAAUGACAGACUAUAAACAGAAAGCUACUCGCAUACUCCAAUCUAAAGAAAAGUUGAUAAACAGCUUAAAAGAAGGCUCUGGUAUUGAAGGCCUGGAUAGCAAUACUGCAAGCACAGUGGAACUAGAAGAACUGAGACAUGAACGAGAUAAUCAGAGAGAAGAAAUACAAAAACUAAUGGGACAAAUACAACAGAUGAGAACAGAGCUGCAGGAUAUGGAGACUCAACAGGUAAGUGAAGCGGAGUCAGUGAGAGAGCAGCUUCAGGACCUACAAGAGCAAAUAACGGCACAUAAAUUGGCCAAGCAAGAGGCAGAAGCUGAACUUGAACGGCAGAAACAGGAACUCCAUUAUACUGAAGAAGAAUUGUAUCGAACAAAGAACACUUUGCAAAGCAGAAUAAAAGACAGAGAGGAAGAAAUUCAGAAGCUCAGAAAUCAGCUGACAAACAAGGCUCUAAGUAGUAGUAGUCAGACCGAAUUAGAAAAUCGGCUUCAUCAGCUGACAGAAACACUAAUUCAGAAGCAGACCAUGUUAGAGAGCCUGAGCACAGAGAAAAACUCACUUGUCUAUCAACUAGAACGACUUGAGCAACAGCUGAAGGCUAUUCAAGGCACUAGUAAUAACGGACCUUCCAUUAAUAUGUCAGUCAUUGAUGGUGCUGAAGGUGCUCGUAUGCGUAAUGUUCCUGUCCUGUUCAGUGACGUGGAUACUAACAUGGCAGGAAUGUAUGGGAGAGUUCGCAAAGCUGCCAGUACUAUAGAUCAGUUUAGCAUUCGGCUGGGAAUCUUUCUUAGGCGGUAUCCCAUAGCAAGAGCCUUUGUAAUCAUUUACAUGGCAUUGCUUCAUCUCUGGGUCAUGAUUGUUCUGCUUACCUACACCCCAGAAACGUAUGACAGUCCCAGUGGCAGAUAGACUGAGACAGGGCCAUAUGCUGUGCUGAUGUGAUUUGAAAUGGGAGCGUCUUCAGAAUAAUCAGUCCUGAAAUAUCAGCAAACUUUUCCUCUUGGUGUUUAGGAAGAAUGAAAACCAUCAUGCCUGAUUUAUCACUACUUUUCAAAUAUGUGUAUAAUAUUACAUAGCUUUUUCAAUUUACCUAAAGGAACAUCACUUUCCUGGAGAAAUAAAGCUAUUAAGUUAAACUGUGGCUAGCCUUUAAAUUUUUUGUAGAUCCUCUCGUGAUUAGAGUAGAAGAUAAGGCUUGCACCUGCGGAGAAGUGCAAGGGUUUCUGACAUGCAGGUAUACGUGGUACAAAUUAUUUUAGAUCAUACUGGAUGUGGGCUAUGGUCAGCUAAUGAACUGUACUUAGCAGUUUAAAUAAACUUACUCUUUCUGGUUUCUUUCAGUCUGCUUUUGCACUUCUAUUUUUACCUUUGUAAAUAGUAGGCUUUUCCUUAACGUAUUAAACUGAAAAAAGGACAAUGGAUUGGUGCAAUAUCUUUUUGUACAUAAGUUUAAAAACAAAAUAUUAUUCAUUCUUCUUAGCUUUGUACUUCUAGUGCAAUAGAUGUAUCUUCCCUACCAGCUCAAUAGUGGGGCUGCCUAUUUACAGGCUGGUAUUUUAGCUUUAUUACAGGAAGAGAGAGAUGGUUUUGAGAAAGGUUUAAACUCUUCAAAAAUAAGGUUGUUUCUUUUUGCACUUGAACUUUAUAUAUUUUAACUGCAUUUUCUUAUACCUCUCAUUAUUACAUGUCUGAAUCAGAUCUUAUAUUCAUUGAAAUACUUAUUUUCUAAAGCUUUGGGUACUUAAUUAAAACUUUCUAUACAAAAUUAUCAAAACAUCAAAAACUUCUCAUGUCUAAAUACCAACUAUACUAAUAAAAAACCUAAUCAAAUAUUUAUUGUAAAGCCCAUAAUGCCAAACCUACUGUAAUAGUUCUAUAGCUAGACUGUGGCAUUCUGUAAUUAUGAAUUAUCAACACACAAUAAUGCAAGGUCACUUUCUUUCCCUAGGAAAUGUCAUGUUUUCAUGUGUGGUGCUCAAAGCUGAGUAUUGAAGAGAUGAGUACAAGCAGUCUGUCACUCCUGCACUUAAGAAUAUGGCUCAGUUUUCAUGUGUCUUGAGCACACUUAAGCAUUAGGCCCUGUGCAUGAAGUCUGUUGUGCUAAGUCCUAUGGAAAUGUUACAGUAGCUGAAUGACUGUAUUGCUGCUCUGAUUCAGAUCUUGCAGAGAAAACUGAAAUGUUUUGAUGAACUCAGUAAUAAAAGAGCAUUUGCUGUAA
Molecule: messenger RNA, 3718 nt
Organism: Neopsephotus bourkii (Bourke's parrot)
Lineage: Eukaryota; Metazoa; Chordata; Aves; Psittaciformes; Psittacidae
Gene: GOLGA5
Product: golgin A5
Exons: 13
Coding region: 202-2409 (735 amino acids)
Biological process (GO): retrograde transport, vesicle recycling within Golgi; Golgi organization
Cellular component (GO): Golgi membrane; Golgi cisterna
Source: RefSeq, a predicted model, not a curated record